AAAGAGCUUAAGCAUUAAUCUUGAGUGUAACAUUUGUACUUGGUGCUGAUCAGGAUUUUGGUGUAAACAAUGCAGAAACUAGCCAGCUGGAGUGAACGAAUCGCAUCCGUUUGAUAGAUUAUAUUUAUGAAAAUAUGGUGCUGAUGGUCAUAUAACACAACAAAAAUUGAUGACAUCUAAUGGUACCUCUACCAGCUCAUCUGAUGAUGGCCUUGCUGGAGAGGUAAUAUGGGUCAUCACAUUCUUGAGCACUAGUCUGCUAUUUGGCUCUAUGAUGAUGCUUAUCUGCUGUGAUGCUUACAAGAAAUAUAACCGAAGAGUUCCAAGAGAAUACAUUACGGGUAGAGGCAAUUAUCCAAGACAGGAUCCCAGUGCCCCAUCACAAGGGACAACAGUGAGUAAUGGAGGAACUCAAUCCAAUGGAAGCUCUAAUACAGGAGGAAAAGAACUAGACAGACAGACAGACAAAGCCGGAGAGGGAAAUGGAGGACAUGCGAUGCAUUUAUCCAGUGACAUCAACAUGCCGUCAGGAUCAAAGAAAAAGUCCGACCUUCCACCGAUAGAUGCCGAGAUUUCCACCAUAUCUGGAUCAGUGCCUGAGGAAGGCGGGGUGGUGAAUGCUGGGUUUACUGAUAAACCGCUUCCCUCCAUACACAGUAACACCUCGGGGGUCGUACUCACGCCUGUGACCAAUCUCAAUCUUGGUGUUAGUAUUUAUUCAUGAUUUUAUAUGUAGCUCAGCAUUAUUUGUUACUGUUAUAAAUAUCCGAUCCAAAUCAGAUGAAUGAUUUUUUUUAUAUGUCUCUGUUUCCCUGUUCAUUGUGAAAAAAAAAAGAUCAAAGAUCUACAUGUAGCUUUAGAAAUUGUGAUAAAUGAAAUUCUAUCCACAUUAGUCGUAGAAAGAUGUUUGCAUUUUUCUGGAUUGAUCUGUUUUAUUAUCUAAAAAUUUGAAAUAAAUGAUGUGUUUUGUAGUUUUAGAACUCAUUUGCAAGAUACAAAUUUCCAUCUCUUUCUUUUUAGAUAUAGUGUGCAAUGGAAUUUUUGAGAUUUUUAUUACACAGCUGGCCAAUUAUGUAGAAAAUCCAGGAAUUCUGCAUAAGUAGAUUAACUUCUUAUUUACAGUAUAUAUACAUGUAAAUGUUAGAUAAUUAUCUGUCUCCAGAUUUGGUUAAUCAUCCUAGUGAUAUAUUAAAGCAAUUCGUUGUUGCUUAGUUUCAAUGUAAACAUCGUGACCUAUAUAAGGUAGGUCACUGGAUUUUAUUAUACAAGCUGUAUAUAGUACUGUUUCAGUAUUUUUUUUUUUUUCUCCAGAAAGUGCAAUGAAAAAAAACAAACAAUAAGUGUUAUUUGUAGCAUAUUAUAGUGGCAUUCCUCUAUUUUUCGUGCUUACUAUGCAAUCAUUGGAGAUUUAUUAGAUUCUGUGAUGGACUAAUGGACGGGAGCACAUUUUGGUGUGAUAUUAGAUUUAAGUUUCAAUCGUAUCAGAUGAAUUGCAGGCAAUUAUGUCAGUCACUUGGGUUCGAAAUUUAUAGUAAAUUCAAACCCAAGCAUUAUAAUUGCCUGUGGGGUGAACAACUUCUCUUUACAGCUAACUUUUGUACCUUGUCACUGAAUUAUCACUUUGUUCUGUGUGUCAUUUUCAGUGUUACAUGCAAAGCAAAGUGAUAUUACAGGGGGGGGGGGGGGGGGGGUGUCCCAUAAGUGUCCUGCAGAUACAAAUUGUAGUUUUUAUUAUAUUCCUGACAUGUGUUCCAAGGUACACUUUUAAAGGGGAGGGGGGGGGUAUCCUUUUAUGGAUCAAGAUGAGAAUAUAUCAAUGUUUGAGACUCUCCACAUUUCAGCCUGUGGAUUUUCUUCUUUGGAAUUGUAUUAUUAAAUUGAGACAUAAAUUGCACAAGGUUCUAUUUUUGAAGUAUGAAUGAAAAAACAAAGCCUUUAAAUUCUUUUUUUUUUUACAUAAUUAUGUAUGAUGUACAAUGUAAAUUAUAUCUGUUUUAUGGUCAGUUUACAGUGUAAAAAAAUCUUAUUAUUCAACAGUUUAUAAUUAGUCUAUGUUUCAUUGUAAAGUCUAUUUGACAUACAUAUCUCUCUCUCUCUCUCUCUCUCUCUCUCAUCUUUUUUUUUUUUUUAUGUUUUUCACUUUGAUAGUGAACUACAGCCGUGUUGCUAUGAGAUAUAUGUACUCCAGGAACUGGAUAGCUGCAGAACCGGUCUGCUCUCUCUCUCUGGACAAAAAAAAAAAAUCUGUCCCAAUCUUUUCCCAGAGUUCUACAGUUCUGUAGCAAAUAGCUGGAAAGGUCUGCUUUUCUUUAUCUGUUAAUGAAGUACAUCUAUUGUACACAUAUAUUUCAAAUAUACAAAGAUCAUAUGAAUUUCCAAGGGAUUAUUUGAAAUUUAUCAGAUAUCAAGACAAAAUAGAAAAGAUUUAUUAAACCAAUUCUGGACCCCCGAGAGCAUAUAAAGCAUAUUGUAAUAAACACAGACAGGAAAACUCCAAAUACACUUGCUGAAUGUAAACUGUCAUGUCAGAUGACAAAGAAUUAAUGGCAUAAUUCAACCUCGCAAUUCAAUUUUCAAAAUGGCUACUUAUAAAGGUCGCAUAGAUAAUCAAUAUUUACUUUGCCUACCUGUCUUGCAUUAUGACAUCAUACUUGUGUUGACCUUUGUAAUAUAACAUCAUACUCGUGUUGACCUUGGUAUUAUGGCAUGAGAAUUUGCAUUGUGUACCCAAAUUCUUGAAACUGUGUACAAUAUGCCAUUCUAUUGAAAGCUUUUGAGCAAAUUUUCACAUAUACUACAACAGGCAAUAUGAACUUCAUGUAGUUGAUUACAUGUUUAAAAUGCCAUAUGGGAAUAUCGAUAUAUGUAAUCUGUAAAGAUUUUGUAAAUUGCCAGAUUGGGCGUUAUAAACAGAUGUAUUUGCUUUUAAAUAUCCACGAAUGUGCUUGAUUUCAGCAAAAUCACAAACUUUACAAAGUUCAAAUGUUAUAUCUUGAUAGAAAAAUGUUUCCCAUGUAGAAAAUUCAACACAAUUUGAAAUGCCAUUACAAAUUAAUAGGCCAAUAUUUCCCAGUGGUAGGCUUUGUGAUAACCGAGAAUAUUUGGAUUUUUUUUUUACGAACAACAUUCCACUAGAUGUAUUGUUUUUGCUCAGCUUUGUUAAAUAACUGUGUAUAUAUAUGGUUAUAUAUGUGUAUUUGGAAGUACAUGUUUUGUAAUUAUGUAUGUACUGAUGUAUAAAAUAUGUGUAUGUUGCUGUAUGCAUGUAAUGUGAUUCGUUAGCAGCAGUGUGAUAAUUAAGUGCUGAUAUUAAGAGCUCUUUUAUGUGAUUUAUUUAUUUUCCUACAUUGUACUUUUAUAGUAUUACAAACUGAUUUCAUAAAUUGGAAUAAAAUCUUAUAUUUUUCAAA
Molecule: messenger RNA, 3410 nt
Organism: Ostrea edulis (European flat oyster)
Lineage: Eukaryota; Metazoa; Mollusca; Bivalvia; Ostreida; Ostreidae
Exons: 4
Coding region: 170-724 (184 amino acids)
Source: RefSeq, a predicted model, not a curated record